Molecule: messenger RNA, 1298 nt
Organism: Limulus polyphemus (Atlantic horseshoe crab)
Lineage: Eukaryota; Metazoa; Arthropoda; Merostomata; Xiphosura; Limulidae
Gene: Fib
Product: rRNA 2'-O-methyltransferase fibrillarin-like
Exons: 9
Coding region: 52-1131 (359 amino acids)
Biological process (GO): rRNA methylation; box C/D sno(s)RNA 3'-end processing
Cellular component (GO): Cajal body; box C/D methylation guide snoRNP complex; small-subunit processome
Molecular function (GO): rRNA methyltransferase activity; histone H2AQ104 methyltransferase activity; RNA binding
Source: RefSeq, a predicted model, not a curated record
CAGCUAUACACGUUCUUUGAGAAAGAGGAGCACGUGGAAAUUAACUUAGAAAUGGGAAGGCCUGGAUUUACUCCUCGUGGUGGGGGUGGUGAUCGUAGAGGAUUUGGUAGAGGAGGAGGAGGAUUUCGUGGUAGUGGAGGUGACAGAGGAGGAUCAGGAGGAUUUCGUGGUAGUGGAGGUGACAGAGGAGGUUCAGGAGGAUUUCGUGGGGGGGGAGGUGACAGAGGAGGAUUCCGUGGUGGACGUGGCAGUAGUGGAGAUAGGAGAGGGUUUGGCGGUAGAGGAAGAGGUGGUGAUCGUGGUGGAUUUAGAGGAGGAAGAGGAAGGGGUGAUGGAAGAGGUGGGAGAUCCCCUGGUUUCCGUGGAGGUAGAGGAGGAGGAGGAGGUAGAGGAGGAAUGAGGGGUGGGAGAAAAGUUUUUGUGGAGCCUCAUAGACAUGAAGGAGUCUUCAUUGCAAGAGGAAAAGAAGAUGCGCUUGUAACCAAAAAUCUUAUUCCUGGAGAUUCAGUUUAUGGAGAGAAGCGAGUUUCAGUAGAAGAUUUAAAUGGUAAAAUUGAAUAUCGUGUGUGGAAUCCAUUCCGUUCCAAGUUAGCUGCUGCAAUUCUCGGUGGUGUGGACCAGAUUCAUAUGUCUCCUGGUACGAAAGUGUUGUACCUCGGUGCAGCUUCUGGAACUACAGUCUCGCAUGUCUCUGAUGUUGUGGGUGAAGAUGGUCUGGUGUAUGCAGUAGAGUUUUCACAUCGGUCAGGUCGUGACUUAAUAGGUGUUGCCCAGAAACGAACUAAUGUUAUUCCAAUUAUUGAAGAUGCUCGACACCCUCAUAAGUAUCGUAUGCUUGUAGGUAUGGUUGAUACUAUUUUUGCUGAUGUUGCCCAGCCAGAUCAAGCCCGUAUUGUGGCCAUAAAUGCUCACCAUUUCCUGAAGAAUGGUGGUCAUUUUGUUAUAUCAAUUAAAGCAAACUGCAUUGAUUCAACUGCUGAACCAGAGGCUGUGUUUGCUAAUGAAGUGAAGAAACUCCAAGCUGAGAGACUGAAGCCCCAAGAGCAGAUCACAUUAGAGCCAUACGAAAGAGAUCAUGCUGUAGUUGUGGGUAUAUAUAGACCUACGCCAAAGAAAAGCCAGGGAGAGUGAUAGUUCUUUUCUUCAGAUGAAAUACAACCUGUAAAUAAUUUGCAUUUUUAAUCAAUUCCUGCAGCAAAAGACAACAUUUUGUUAAUUUUUUUUUUUACUUCUCUCAUGUUUAUGUCUUGAGGAACUGUUUCCAUGUGCAGGAAAUAAAAUUUUAUGACAUAGCUCAA